AUGGCGCUCCAUAUUCCUUUUCUCUCGCGCCUGCACAUCCGCGAGUACAUUGCUUUGUUUCUGUCCAUCAUCCUCGUCGUGCUCGAGUCCUUCAUCGCCGUCAUCACCCUCGCCCUCCCCACGCCCAUCAUCAACCUCUGCUACCUCGUCACGCGCCGCAUCUUCAACUCGCUCUCGUCGGCCUCGGCGGCCCACGCGCGUGCCGGCAAAAAGAGCGUCUGGAGCCCCGUGGCGAGCGCCUCCGACUUUUCCGAGCUAUGCGACAUCUACGGCUACACGUGUGAGGAGCACAUUGUCCAGACGGGCGACGGAUACCUGCUGGGCCUGCACCGCCUGGGCUGGAAGAAGGGCGAGGAAAAAGUGCGCGUCAACUGCGGCGACCCGGCCAAGGGCGUGCGCAAGAAGGUCGUCUACCUGCACCACGGGCUCAUGAUGAACAGCGAGGUCUGGGUCUGUAUGACGGACAAGCAGCGCUGUCUGCCCUUUGAGCUGGUCGAGCGUGGCUACGACGUCUGGCUUGGCAACAACCGCGGCAACAAGUACUCCAAGAAGAGCAUCCACGCCCCUCCCACGUCGAGCCGCUUCUGGAACUUUAGCAUGGACCAAUUCGCCUUCCACGACAUCCCUGAUUCCAUCGGCUACAUCCUCGAGACCACGCACCAGCCGUCGCUGUCGUACAUUGGCUUCUCCCAGGGAACGGCCCAGGCCUUUGCCACGCUGUCCAUCCACCCCACGCUCAACGACAAGGUCGAUGUCUUCAUUGCGCUGGCUCCCGCCAUGUCGCCCAAGGGUGUUGCUUCCGGCGUUGUCGAUGCAUUCGUAAAGGCCUCUCCGGACAUUCUCUACCUCGCCUUUGGCCGCAAAUCCAUUCUGCCCUCUACCACCAUGUGGCAGUCCAUCUUGUAUCCGCCCAUCUUCGUUCGCCUCAUCGACAAGGCCAUGUGUUUCCUGUUUGGAUGGAGGGGCAUCAACAUCUCGCAGGAGCAAAAGCUCGCGGCUUAUCCCCAUCUCUAUUCUUACACUUCGACCAAGAGCGUAGUCCACUGGUUUCAGAUCAUCCGCAACGGCACGUUUCAAAUGUACGAUGACGACGCGCCGAAUCCCAUCACUUCAAACCGGUCCAAGUAUUACAAGGUCGCCAAGUUUCCCACCAAGAAUAUCAAGACGCCCAUUGUACUCGUCUAUGGCGGGUCAGACAGCCUGGUCGACAUCGAUGUCAUGUUGAAAGAGCUCCCCCCGCACACAACGGCCAAAGAGAUUCCGCACUACGAGCAUUUGGACUUUUUGUGGGCAGAUACCACCGACACUCUCGUCUUCCCCCAUGUCUUUGAGGCCUUGGAAAAGUAUGCCGUCAUGGAAAGUGGAACGCCCAAUGGUCUCAAAGAGCGCCGCUGGCGGCCGCCAGUCAACUAUAGGGGCCACCUGCCAGAGACCGAUACACCGCCCGUGCAAGAAGGAUACGACGAUGUAGCCCGGAGGUCAAGCUUCGGUAGCCUCCAGAGCACCAAGAGCGUGGCAGGCAAGGUCGGAGCCAAAGGCAUCACCGUUGGCGCCGGCAAGGCAGUGAGCGGCGUUACAACAGGUGAGGGCUAUGGUGAAGGACACAACACCGCCAAGGACCGUCAGAAAUUACUCGAGGCUGAUAAGAAGCGCAGGAACGUUUUAAAGAAGAAGCCACCGGUUAAUAGCUGA
Exserohilum turcica Et28A is the source of this 1692-nucleotide messenger RNA. RefSeq lists its product as uncharacterized. NCBI's taxonomy places the organism in Eukaryota, Fungi, Ascomycota, Dothideomycetes, Pleosporales, Pleosporaceae. The transcript is spliced from 2 exons. The coding region runs from base 1 to 1692 and encodes 563 amino acids. The record is from RefSeq and is a predicted model, not a curated record.